Molecule: messenger RNA, 1599 nt
Organism: Thyridium curvatum
Lineage: Eukaryota; Fungi; Ascomycota; Sordariomycetes; Thyridiales; Thyridiaceae
Exons: 5
Coding region: 1-1599 (532 amino acids)
Biological process (GO): carbohydrate transport; transmembrane transport
Cellular component (GO): membrane
Molecular function (GO): carbohydrate:proton symporter activity
Source: RefSeq, a predicted model, not a curated record
AUGGCGAUCACAGACGGGAAGGACGAGGUUCUGCAUCCGCCUGUCAUCAGCGCUACUGCGGAGCAUCUCGAGCAGAACCAUGGCUCAGGCUCGCUUCCCGACACCAAGGUUACCUGGGGUGACAUCUGGCAGAACAGGCGUGUCCUUGCAUGGUGCCUCUACAUCUUCCUGAUGCCGGUCAACUUUGGCUAUGAGCUCAGUACCGUUGGCAACCUCCUCGCCGUCACCCCUUUCAUGGAACGUUUUGGAAAACAGACUGCUACCGGCCUCGUCAUCUCUGCCAGAGACCAGCAGAUCCUCAACGCCGCGACCACCGUUGGAAUCUUCGUGUCUGCCUUCGCUACCGGUUUCAUUGCCGAUUUCCUGGGCCGUAAGAAGACCAUCAUGCUCGGCUGCUUCAUCUGCACGGCAGGGAUUAUCACUCAAUACUUCGCCAAGACUAUCUUGGAGCUCUUUGGCGGCAAAAUCAUUGCUACCUUCGGUUUCGGUCUCGGCCACUCACUGGGCCCUGUCUUCGUGGCAGAACUCGCCCCUUCCAAACUGCGUGGAAUUUGCCUUACAUUGGUGAACACCAUGAUUGUCAUCGGCCAGUGGCUCAGCUCCCUCGUUGUGUACGCCACAUCUUCUCGAUCAGACGAUCUCGCCUGGAGAAUCCCUAUCAUCACUCAAAUCAUCCCUCCCGCUCUUCUUCUCAUCGGCAUGCCAUUCAUUGCCGAAUCUCCUUCGUGGCUUAUCAUAAAGGGCCGCAGCGCGGACGCUGCCAAGGCAUUCCGUAGAUUCAACGGACCUGACUACGACGUGGACACUGCCAUGGCUUUGGCUACGACUUCGGUUGAGCAGGAGCGCGAGUUGGAGCGGGCACAAUCGUCCUGGUUGCAGUGCUUCAAGGGCUCCGAUGGUCGCAGGACGCUGAUCAUCUGCAUGGUCUACAUUGCCCAGCAGUUUAUCGGUGUGAACUUUAUUGCUGGUUACCUCACCUACUACUAUCGUCUCGCUGGCGUCAACAACCCAAUUGGCAUGGCCCAAGUUGCAUUUGCCAUCCAGCUCUUCGGCAACAUCUGCUCUUGGUUCUUAGUUGACCGGCUUGGCCGCCGCCCCAUGAUCGUUGGCGGUACAAUCAUCAUGACCUGUGGCCUCCUCAUUAUCGGCGGUAUCAGCACCAUCAAUACCCAAUCCGCCCUCAAGGCAACGGUUGCAUUCAUGACUGUCUGGGGUUAUCUGUACCAAGCCACCCUCGGCGCCUGCGCCUACGCCGUCGGCGGCGAGACGCCCAGCCCCGUCCUGCGGCAAAAGACCUACUCGAUCAACAUCAUGUCCGCUACGGCCGUGUCGUGCAUGGUCCUGCAGGUCAUGCCGUACCUGAUCAACACGGACCAGGCCAACCUCGGUGGCAAGAUCUGCUUCAUCUUCUUUGGCCUCUCCGUGCCUAUGUGCGUCUACCUCUACUUCUGCCUGCCCGAGAUGAAGGGCCGCACCUUCGCCGAGAUCCAGGAGAUGUUCCAUAAUAAGGUGCCCGCUCGCAAGUUUGACACCUACGUGUGCCAAGUUACCGCAGACGUCGCGGUGGCCUCGCACCACGCCAAGCAUGAGGAGGCCUAG